AUGUUGAGAUCCAGUGGUACCAAGUCUGUUUUGAGAGGCUUGCGGUUCUACUCGCACAAGGAGUUGAAGUUCGGCGUGGAGGGCCGGGCAGCACUGCUGCGCGGUGUCGAGACGCUGGCGGAUGCUGUGUCUGCCACUCUAGGGCCAAAGGGUAGAAACGUGCUUAUCGAGCAACAGUUUGGCGCACCAAAGAUCACUAAGGACGGUGUGACUGUUGCACGGGCCAUCACCUUGGAGGACCACUUUGAAAACAUGGGCGCUAAACUAUUGCAGGAGGUUGCAUCCAAGACCAACGAGGCUGCGGGUGACGGUACUACAUCUGCCACCGUGCUCGGGCGCGCGAUCUUCACGGAGUCUGUCAAGAACGUUGCGGCCGGCUGCAACCCAAUGGAUCUGCGCAGGGGUACGCAGGCAGCUGUGGAGAAGGUCAUUGAGUUUUUGAGCAAGAACAAGAAGGAGAUCACUACCUCUGCUGAGAUUGCGCAGGUGGCCACGAUCUCCGCCAACGGCGAUUCGCACGUCGGGAAGCUGCUAGCAUCUGCCAUGGAGAAGGUGGGCAAGGAGGGUGUUAUCACCAUCAAGGAGGGCCGCACCUUAGAGGACGAGCUAGAAGUGACUGAGGGUAUGCGCUUCGAUCGCGGUUUCAUCUCCCCAUACUUCAUCACCGAUGCGAAGGCCAACAAGGUGGAAUUCGAGAAGCCACUGUUGCUUUUGUCCGAGAAGAAGAUCUCCUCCAUCCAGGACAUCAUCCCAGCGCUUGAAAUUUCGAACCAAUCCAGAAGGCCAUUGUUGAUCAUUGCUGAGGAUAUCGAUGGCGAGGCGCUAGCUGCCUGUAUCCUGAACAAGCUACGUGGCCAGGUUCAGGUCUGCGCUGUCAAGGCCCCAGGCUUUGGUGACAACAGAAAGAACACCUUAGGUGAUAUCGCAGUUUUGACCGGCGGUACCGUGUUCACCGAGGAACUAGACUUGAAGCCAGAGAACGCCACCCUGCAGCACUUGGGUUCUGCAGACUCCAUCACCAUCACCAAGGAGGACACCGUCGUCUUGAACGGUAACGGUACCAAGGAGAACAUUGAGGCCCGUAUCGAGCAGAUCCGGAACUCCAUCGACUUGACCACUACCAACUCCUACGAGAAGGAGAAGCUACAAGAGCGUCUAGCCAAGCUAUCCGGCGGUGUUGCCGUUAUCAGAGUCGGCGGUGCGUCGGAGGUUGAAGUCGGAGAGAAGAAGGACCGUUACGACGACGCCCUAAAUGCUACCAGAGCUGCCGUCGAGGAGGGUAUCUUGCCAGGUGGAGGUACCGCCUUGUUGAAGGCCACCAGAGUUCUCGAUGAGGUCAAGACCGAGAACUUCGACCAGAAGCUGGGUGUUGAUAUCAUCAGAAGAGCUAUCGCUCAACCUGCCCGCAAGAUCAUUGAGAACGCCGGAGAGGAGGGCGCCGUCAUUGUCGGCAAGAUCAUCGACGACUUUGGAGAAGACUUCACCAAGGGCUACGACGCCGCCAAGGGCGAGUACACCGACAUGUUGGCUGCCGGUAUCAUCGACCCGUUCAAGGUCGUUAGAAGCGGGAUUGUGGACGCCUCUGGUGUGGCCUCCUUGUUGGCUACUACCGAGGUCGCCAUUGUGGACGCCCCUAAGCCCGCUAAUGCCGCUCCACCUGCCGGCAUGCCAGGCAUGCCGGGCAUGAUGUAG
This is a messenger RNA of Eremothecium gossypii ATCC 10895, 1692 nucleotides long. RefSeq names its product chaperone ATPase HSP60 (gene HSP60). NCBI's taxonomy places the organism in Eukaryota, Fungi, Ascomycota, Saccharomycetes, Saccharomycetales, Saccharomycetaceae. The transcript has a single exon. Bases 1 to 1692 code for a protein of 563 amino acids. The record is from RefSeq and is marked provisional. Gene Ontology annotation, cellular component: mitochondrial matrix; mitochondrial inner membrane. Gene Ontology annotation, biological process: protein refolding; apoptotic mitochondrial changes; protein import into mitochondrial intermembrane space. Gene Ontology annotation, molecular function: ATP-dependent protein folding chaperone; ATP binding; protein-folding chaperone binding.